UCGCGAGCAAUGAAAAUUACCAUUGCAGGCUAUUCGGAACUUUUAACUUUUUAAUGCGACUUUUUCAUUGCUCGGGAGAGUUGGGAGUGUAUUUUAUGCAACUAUUUUCUGUGUGUGUACAAAUAAGAAUAUUCUAUCUAUCUAUCUAUCUUUUCAUCAAUUACAUUUUUCGCUUUCCAUCUAAACUGACCAGACUUAGUCACUGUCAGCUCACAUGUUAUACCUGUACUCAUGUACUGUCCUCAGGUAUGUAUGACGUGGUUUCCCCAUGUAAAGCCUAAAGAUGGGGUGGACGUUGGUCAGACCAAACCAGAGCUAGAUCCACAAAAGAGAGCCCUAGAUGGUGCCGUAAAGGAAGCCGUACUGCAACAGAAGGACGCUCUCUUAGACAUGUUAGAGAAAAAGCUGAAGGAAGCAAGUGAGAACAAGAAGAAGAGGCGAUUAGAGGACAAGGUCGUUGACCCGGCCAGGUGCGACCCCAUGCCCGACGACGUAGACAUGAAGAUAAAGGCUAAUGGAAUUAACGCCGUAGGAGAUAUCGACCUUUUACUUAAAUUAGGGCGAAACGGUAAUGAACUUUAGAAGUACGCUAUUAAUAACACGGAAUAUUCAUUUGUGAACGAUUCUAAAGCUAGGAAAAAUAAGCUUUAAACUAUCUAAAUGUAUAUUUUAGCAACGGUAUUUUUUAUAAUAUCAAGGUAUUUUCUACACUUAAAAAAAUAAUAUGUGUUUUGUUUGCAAAACAUUUGACAGUCAAUUUCAAUUGUUUGUGAUGAUUUGGUAUAUUGAUGAUACGAUGGUUUACUAAAUAAUUAUUGUUUGUUUUUGUAGGUAAAGAUAAUUUGCGUUUAGAAUCGUCGGGUGUAUCAAACGUUGGGAAAACGUAUCUAGAAAUGGGAAUGCCAAAUAACAACUUAUACAUACCGGGUUUACACGAUUUGUUUUCU
Molecule: messenger RNA, 947 nt
Organism: Plutella xylostella (diamondback moth)
Lineage: Eukaryota; Metazoa; Arthropoda; Insecta; Lepidoptera; Plutellidae
Source: RefSeq, a predicted model, not a curated record